AUGGCUCAUGUUGUUCCACUACCAAUUCCCUGCCCAGUCCAGCUUGGAAGUAUAAAGGGUGACUCCAUGGAAGCGGAGCUGCAUGAGUAUGUCAGGCAAGGAAACUAUGUCAAAGUGAAGAAGCUUCUGAAAAAAGGUGUUUUUGUUGAUGCUGUCAAUUCCAUGGGACAAACUUCUCUCUUCACGGCUGCAUUGCUGGGUCUGGGUAAAAUAGUGGAUGUGCUGUUGCAUUAUGGCUCAAAUGCUAAUCAUCGCUGUUAUGAUGGGAGCACCCCAGUCCAUGCAGCUGCCUUCUCAGGAAAUCAGUGGGUUCUUAGCAAGUUACUGGAUGCAGGAGGUGAUCUGAGAGUACAUGAUGAAGAUGGAAAAACUCCUCAGUACUGGGCUAUGUCAGCUGGAAAAGAAAGCAGUGCUCAGAUGCUGGAAUUUAUACAGCGUUGUACACUCUACAUGCAGGCUGCCAUUCAAAAUUUUCCCUCUGAUCUACUCAGGAAGGUUGGCUCAUCAAAAGCCCUGAUCUGCUGUCCAUCUAGGUUUGGUGGCCUUGUUCAAGGAAAUGUGGACAGUCCUCUGGGUAAAUUUCUAAAAGGUGGAGCCAGUGCAGCCAAGAACGUUUACAGCUUUGGUUUUGGGAAGUUUUAUCUUGCAGGCAGUGGGCAUCUGGGGUACUUGUCAUCUCUCCCUAUUAUUGGGGAAAAAGAUGUGGUUCAGGCAGAUGAUGAACCAGCAUUUUCUUACCAUGUUGGACCAUACAUGAUGAUGACAAACUUAAUGUGGGGAAGCAGCAGAGUUACAGUGAAAGAACUCAGCUUUGAGCCCCACCAGAACUGCAGUAAACUGCGCUUAGCUGAUCUUCUCAUUGCAGAGCAGGAGCACAGUAGUAAACUCCGUCAUCCUCAUCUGCUGCAGCUGAUGUCUGUCUGUCUGUCUAGGGACUUGGAGAAAACCCGUUUAGUGUAUGAACGAGUCAAUGUUGGCUCUCUGUACAGCAUCCUUCAUGAAAGGCGUACAGAAUUCCCAGUGCUGCACAUGGAGACGCUCUUGCACAUGCUGCUUCAGGUCAGCGACGCUCUGCGCUUCCUGCACUCCCAUGGCUUUAUCCACCGUUCACUUACCUCCUAUGCUGUUCAGAUGCUUUCUUCUGGGGUGGCAAAGCUAUGCAACUUGGAAUACAUGAUAGAGAGCAAAGAUGGUGGAGCACACAGUGAUCUGACACGUGUUCCUGUCCCAGUCCAGCUCUACAGGUGGUGCUCUCCUGAAGUAAUCCUUGAAAAAGCUGUCACAGUCAAAUCAGAUAUUUACAGCUUCUGUGUGCUAAUGCAGGAAGCCUUGACAGAGACCCCUCCAUGGAAAGGCCUUGAAGACUCAGUUAUUAAGCAACUGAUUAUUUCAGGACAACAGUUAGAAGCAGAUGCCAGACUUCCUAUGCCCUAUUAUGAUAUCACAAGGUCAGGGCUAGAGCCUAAACAGAAGAACCGCUCCAUGAAACUUCAGGACAUUCAAUAUAAGAUGAAAAAUGACUUAAAGGACAUAGCCAAGUCUCAGACUGGUAGUGCUGAUGAACUGUCAAAAGCACAAAGACGUGCUGUUUUUGCAGAUGUGAACAUCUGUUUGGCUUCAGCUUUUAGUUACCAGAAGAGAACACAGACACUGCAGGAAAAGGAGAUAGCUGAGGCUGACAGCUUUACUGCCCCAAGAUACUCUCCUUCUCCUGAGGAGAGCAGUGCUUUAGUGGACCAAGAGGCAUCCACCAGUCUACAGCCUGUUGCACAAGACAGAAUCAGUGAUGCAGUUCCUGAACUGGAAGUGACCCCCAGUGUCAGUGAUGUAGAUGACAGCCUCUGUAGCUUUGAAAUCAAUGAAAUCUUUGCCAGUUUUUCAGAACUUCAAGAAGAAUUACUGGAAGAAGGAGCUGGAUCAGGUCAGACAACAAAGGAUGAAAAAAGGCAGCAAAAGGAAGAGGAACUUCCUGCAUCCCCUGGAGGGCACUGUGAGGAAAAGCCAGUUUAUGAGGAAGGUGGCUCUCCAGAGUCAAGUUCAGAGUACACUACAGAAGAGGAGGAAGCAGUGAGUGAGGCCUCUGACCUGUCCAUACUGGCACAGGUGAGCAGAGGUGCUGGGAGAAGAACUAUGACUGUGUCCCCAACUGACCAGUACAUCAGCAAGUGUGUCCUUAACGUAAAGAUUGGCCAGAGCAUGUUGCAGGAAGCAUCAGAUGCCUUGUGCAGAACCCAGGAGAUACUGGAUAGAGAGGAAGCCACCAGAAAGCAAAAGAAACUGCUUCAGGAAAUCAAAAAGAAUCAGCUUACUAAACAGGUUUUUCAGGAAACACACUGGAACAGAUCUGAUGGCACUUCUCAAAGUACCAAUGAGCCUUUCUCUGGAGAGAAUACUUUUUUAUGGAAGGCUAUAGGUCCACCAUUAAGUGACUAUAUUCCACCAUUAAUAGCAUGUCAGGCACAAGGAGCAUUGGGGGGAAACAGUUGCCAAGCUGCUUCAAAGACAGCAAAGGAAAUUGAGGCAAUUCCAAAUGAAAAGUGGGAGUGCUUGCAUGAGAUGAAGAAGAGUAAAAAUGAAAACCGUCAUGAUCUCAGCUUCAGCAUGGUGAAAAGCCUGGAUGAUCAAAUGAGUCUAAACCAUGAGCAUUUACUCCCACAUGUAUCUGUAAGAUGCAAAAAAAAGUUCAACUUGCAGUGUCAGAGAGGAGGUGAUUCACAUUCUGCAGCAAGUGGAAGUGAAGAGGAGAGGUGCUAUGCAAGCUCAGGGUCUGAAAUUCAGAGUGCAAAAAGGAGUGAGGAGAGAAGGAUGAUGCAAUCAAAAUGGAGGACUGAAGUAAAGCAAAUGGCCAGAAGAGUGGCCUCAGGACAACUAGAACUUGGCUCUCCACAUCCAGCAAAUGAAUGUACAUCUGAAAGUGAAGCAGAGAGUGUAAAGGAAGCCUUCCAGCAUGUGACUGUGAGACGCCAAAACAGUCAAGGCCAGCAAAGAUAUAGGUGGCAGACAGGUGGUAAUGUUGAGCCUUGUAAUCUAGUCAGUGAGCAUAGAUCUGAAUCUGAGGAGAGUGAUUUAGAGUCUACAUGUAGAAGUUCUGGAGGGAGAAGUUGCUGGUCGCCAUCGCAGGAUGAAGAAGCAGAGUCUGGAAUAGCCAUUCCUAAGGAUUCAGUCUUUCCUCAACAAGCUGAAAAUCUCUCUAGAACCUUGGAUGCUGAGGACAAAUUGGAAGAUGCUUGUGAAGGAUUUUUACAGAAACAGUUGCCUGAAGAUGCAGGAUUAGGUACUCAGGGUUCAGGAGGAAAAAUCCUGUCCUGCAGCGCAGUGGCGCAGAACUCCGGCAGCAGCGUGCUAGGAGUGGAACAACUCAGCCAUAUGCCUGUAGCCAGUGUUAAAGCAGCAGAAGAAGUGACACCGUGGGAGCCACAGGAAGAAUGCAAAGAGCUUGAUGUAUCAGUGACAGAUAUUCAGGAUUUGUCAAGUAUCCACUGUGAGCAGGAGAACUACUACAGGGAUGUGGAUUGCAAAACUCCCAGAGUCAGUCAUGCACCAACAAGCAUCAGCACUCCACUUGGCUCAGAAGACAAAAUUCCAAUGGCCUUUGAGAAAUACAAACACUGCCAUGAAGUAGCUUCAGAUGCUUCCUUUUGUGAUUCUCAAGACAUCUCCUCCACCGUGUCCAAGACCUUUGCUACAGCCUAUGAGGAGAAAAGGAGCACUGACAUUCCCUCAGUUGCUUCAGGAGUUUGCUCACCUGACCUGAAUGAGCCAGAUGGGCUGCCAGUAAUUACUUCACCCUCAAGAAGCACCAGGAAGGCAUCAGCACUCUCCCAGGCAUCUAACCACUUCAUUCAUGAGCUGCCUCCACCAGCCCAAGAGAUACUGGAUGAAAUUGAACAUUUAAAGCAGCAAGAUUCCAGAGCUGAAGACUUGAAAGAGGAGAGAUUACAUGAUUGUGGAGUGCAAAUAAAUGCUCCUGAUCAAAUUAAAAUGGAAGACAGAGAGUCAGAAGAAGAAUCUGAGAGAAACGAGAAGAGAAAUCACAGUUCAGGGACUAAGGAGUCAUUUAAUCUAGCAGAGGAAACAGAAAGGGCUCACUCUACCCUUGAUGAUGUUUUAGAAAGAAUGCUUCAUACAGUUCCUGGAGAUGAAGAGAUGGAACAACAUCCCCAGGGACACACUCUUGGGGCUGCAAGCCUGCAAGACCUAGAAGAUGUUGGAAAGAAGAAGAAAGUAGAGGAAGGUGGAGCCGGGGCCAGAGGCAGAGCACCAGCAAGCUGUGCAGGGAGCUCAGAAGACACACAUCCUGAAGGUCAGAAAUCCCACUUACAGCAACGGCUGCCUUCAUCUGCACCAUUCAGGAUAAUUGUUUUGGAUCAGAGCUCUCCUGAGUGA
Messenger RNA from Indicator indicator, 4386 nucleotides. RefSeq names its product testis expressed 14, intercellular bridge forming factor (gene TEX14). The transcript has 30 exons. Gene Ontology annotation, cellular component: midbody; kinetochore; intercellular bridge. The coding region runs from base 1 to 4386 and encodes 1461 amino acids. The record is from RefSeq and is a predicted model, not a curated record. Gene Ontology annotation, biological process: attachment of spindle microtubules to kinetochore; intercellular bridge organization; male meiotic nuclear division. Gene Ontology annotation, molecular function: protein binding; ATP binding; protein kinase activity. NCBI's taxonomy places the organism in Eukaryota, Metazoa, Chordata, Aves, Piciformes, Indicatoridae.